UUUUUAGUUUUUACUCUUUCCUAUAAAUCAGCUGGGAAAUAAGCACUUCUAAAACCUUCUCCGCUCUAAACCCCAUAGACCGUAAGAUGGCCGAAGUUUCGUCCGCUUUGGAAUCAGGAACAUCAAAUACUUCCUCAGAUGAUAUGAUCAUCAAGAGUAUUCAAGAAAUCAUCGACGCCCAGGUGGGUUUGGUCCCUAGAGACAAAAAAGAUAAACUAGAACUUCAUGAAGUCAAUUUAUCGAGUUCAUUCGAUCAAAUUGACGAUUUACACAUAGAACAAGGGCUAGAAUUAGUUCAAAACGGCGGCAUCCCGGUCACAAAACUCAACCAUUCAUUACAUAUUGGAGUGAUUAAUGAGGGCAAAGAGGAACAAAUUGUGGGUUUGAGGGGUAAUUCGAAUAGGAACGAUGUGAAAGAAGGCAAGAAGGAGAAACGGCCUCGAAAAAGGGGAAAAGGUUUGAAACAGAAUCCGAUUCCUGAUUUCGAAAGGCAAAGUGUGUGUGAUUGCGACAAGAGGGGUGAUAGGGCAAGAGUGGUGUACAUUAACGAAGAAAUGGAGGCUUUGAGGUAUGUAGGGAUUGAUGAACAAAAGAAGAAGUGGAUUGAGGCUUACUGUGGGCUUGGACCUGAUGCAUCCAAGGAGUACGAUGCUUUAAUUGGUUCUGCGCAUGCCAAUCAGGAUGAAAAUUAUGUGAAUUUUGAUCCUCGACCUCAAUUCGCCAACAAAAAAGAAUCUAUUUCGACUGAAGUGGAGCAUGGUGUAAAAGGUAGUGAUUUAGAUGGAGAGGAAGAUUACUAUGAUGAGGAAGACAGCGAUUCAGAUCAUGUUAGCAUCCAAAGACCUGCAUUUAUGGUCACUGGAGAACCUGAUUUUGAUUCAGGUCCUCCACAAGAUGGGCUAGAAUAUCUUAGGCGAGUAAGAUGGGAGGCUGAGCAUAUCCCAAAAGUGAAGGUUGUUAAGGUUGAAAGAAGUGUUUUGAUCAAAGAACAAACUGUUUAUAUGCCCAACAUCCCUGAUAUUGCAGCAUGUCCUGAGCAUUUAAUGCCAUCAAAAGAAUGGGAAGAUGCUUUCCUUGCUGACUUUUCAAAGCUAAGGCUUGCAUUAUCUCAGGAUGAAACUUCUGCAUCUGUAUUUUCUGAAGAAAUGGAAUCAAUCCCUGUUUCCCAAAGUGUUCUUGACAGUGUAAUUCAAGAAAAUCUUGAUAUCUGUCAUACAGAUGAUGUCAUUCAAGAAAAUCUUGAUUCCUGUCAAACGGAGGACAAAACCGUCAUUUGUGACUGGCCUAGGUUGCAGAACAUUGUAGAGAUGGAACCUGUGGCUCGUGUGAUAAUGUUAAGGAAACGGAUAACAUCAAUGGAGUCAAUGAGUUCACUGUGUAGAAAUGAUUGUGCAUGGCUGUUUGCUCUUUGUGCAGCCAUUGAUACUCCUUUAGAUGCUGACACAAGUGCUUCACUUCGUUGCUUGUUAAGAAAAUGUGCAGCUUUGAGAGCUGAAAAAUUGGAUCUUGAUGAUGAAGUUAUUAUGCUUAAUAUCUUGGCAACUAUUUCGGGAAAGUAUUUUGGGCAAUUAGAAAGUAAUUAAGUUGAAAGACAUGAUAUGAUGGUGACACAGUUUUGAGUUUUGAUUAUGAAGAUAACACAAUAGAGUUCUGAUAUGAGAUGGGAUUUUGAGAAAUAUGAUCUUUUGAAACUUGUAUUUGUUUCAAGAUUGAUGCUUUUUCAGUAAUUUGAUUAUGAAGCUCAACAAUAGAGUUGGGAACUGAGAUGGGAUUUUGAAAAA
Messenger RNA from Lactuca sativa (garden lettuce), 1781 nucleotides. RefSeq lists its product as uncharacterized. Gene Ontology annotation, biological process: spliceosomal snRNP assembly. The record is from RefSeq and is a predicted model, not a curated record. NCBI's taxonomy places the organism in Eukaryota, Viridiplantae, Streptophyta, Magnoliopsida, Asterales, Asteraceae. Gene Ontology annotation, cellular component: nucleus; SMN complex.